Molecule: messenger RNA, 1423 nt
Organism: Ailuropoda melanoleuca (giant panda)
Lineage: Eukaryota; Metazoa; Chordata; Mammalia; Carnivora; Ursidae
Product: translationally-controlled tumor protein-like
Cellular component (GO): cytoplasm
Molecular function (GO): calcium ion binding
Source: RefSeq, a predicted model, not a curated record
AUGGGGUGGUAUGAAGAAAAGCAUGGAGUUGGAAAAGCAGUUUCCAUGGGAGUGAAUUAUCCAGUCAGCCUGGAGUGGUUAAGGGAUAUAGAGGGUGAGAUCACUGAGGUGCAGUCACAGAGGCUGAUCAUUGUUUCACACCUACCAGCUAAGGUGGCUACCAAGGGCCACCCUCCUCUCUCUCCAGCUCCUAUUAUAAUUAUCUACCCAGACCUCAUCAGGCAUGAGAUGUUCUCCAGCAUCUACAAGAUCCAGAUCAUGGAUGGCCUGUGCCUGGAGAUAGAGGGGAAGAUAAUCAGUAGGACAGAGGGUGACAUUGAUGACUUGCUGCUCAUUGGUGGAAAUGCCGCUGCUGAAGGUCCUGAGGGCAAGAGUACCAAAAGCACAGAAAUCACUGGUGCUGACAUUGUCAUGAACCAUCACUUGCAGGAAACCAGCUUCACAAAAGAAGCCUACAAGAAGUGUAUCAAAGAUUACAUGAAAUCAAUCAAAGGCAAACUUGAAGAACAGAGGUCAAAAAGAUUAAAAUCUUUUAUGACAGGGGCUGCAGAACAAAUCAGGCACACCCUUGCUAAUUUCAAAAACUAUCAGUUCUUUACUGGUGAAAACAUGAAUCCAGAUGUUUGCUUUGCUGGACUACCGGGGGAUGGUGUAACCCCAUAUAUGAUUUUUUUUCAAUAAAAAUUUAUGAAAGUUUAAUGUUUUUUUAUUAUAUUAUGUUAGUCACCGUACAGUACAUCCCUGGUUUCUGAUGUAAAGUUCGAUGAUUCAUUAGUUGCGUAUAACACCCAGUGCACCAUGCAAUACGUGCCCUCCUUAAGGGUGUUUUAGAAAUGGAAAAAUGUUAAGGAGUUGGCUGUUACUUUGGCUGUAUCUCCUGUUGUCAUAACUGGCUGAUGCUCUUCAUCCACACAACACCAGGACUUAGACAAAUGGGAGUGAUGUCAUCUUGAGCUCUUCAUUUAUUUUUACCUUGAUUUAUUUGGAGUGGAAGAAUUGUUUUUAAGAAAAAACAGCAGGUCAUGUAGGUUGUCUAAAAAUAAAAUGCGUUUAAAUUCAUUUGAGAGAAUGUCUCAUGGUUUAAUACAUAUUUAAAUCCAUCCUGUGUAAUGUCCUGGAGAAGUUAGAGCCUGGUUGUAGACUACUGCUAGAAAACAUAAGACUGCCUGCAGAUAAUUUCUACACUGAAAAGUACUAUGGGACUGGUAUAUAAAAAACAAGAACCGAAAGUCUUAAUUCUGAGUUUAAGUAGAGGGAAAGACCAUGCUCAUAGCUGUGCCAACAUUUCAAGUGGAUUCCUUACACAUUUCAUUACCUACAAAUGGAAGUAGUCAACUCUGGAAGAGAUUACCAAAAGAAUAAAAAUAGCCUAAUACAGUUGGAAGCAAACACACACACACACACACACACACACACACACACA